Messenger RNA from Rhopalosiphum maidis (corn leaf aphid), 471 nucleotides. Its product is annotated as sex-determining region Y protein-like. The record is from RefSeq and is a predicted model, not a curated record. The transcript has a single exon. Lineage: Eukaryota; Metazoa; Arthropoda; Insecta; Hemiptera; Aphididae. The annotation marks the transcript as partial.
GCGUCGCCCCCGCCGGUGCAGCUGCCACUGCCGCCGACUGUCGCGUUCGGUGGCGGCGGCGACCGCGGCACCGGCGGUGGUGCUACGCCCGGCCCACAGUUGUUUUCUAGUCUCCAGCAGCAAUACAAAAACGGACUCCAGCAGCAUGACCAGCAGCAGCAGCAGCACAAUCAACAUCAUCAUCAUCAUCAUCAUCACCUUCAGCAACAGCAGCAACAGGAUCAGCAGCAACACCAACAUCAGCAGUACCUGCAACAGCACCAUCAACUGCACCACCAGCACGGCAGCAACUUGGUCACGCAUUACGCGGCCCUCGGCAGUGCGUUUUACACGUACUGACCCUAUUUAUGUAAUGGGAAAUGCGAUAAAAUUGCAGUUCGGUAAAUGUUUUUCAUACAUAUAUAUAUAUAUUACUUAUAUAUAAAAAUGAUAUUAUUAUAAAAAUUACAAAGUUUUAUUUUCCACUUAUAA